Molecule: messenger RNA, 2760 nt
Organism: Amoebophrya sp. A25
Lineage: Eukaryota; Dinophyceae; Syndiniales; Amoebophryaceae
Source: the annotation of a GenBank genome assembly
AUGAUAGAUUUAUUUUCCAGACUGUCUUGUUUUCCUUUGUUUUCUUUUUCUCAUAAACAAGAACAGCAAAUAUUCGUAUCUAUCACUAUCCAACAAGCAAUUUAUAACACGAAUGACGGUUGGCACGGUUGGCACGAAUGGCACGGUUGGGACAACCCAACAAAGCCAAAAAGUGCCACGAAUGGCACGGUUGGUAAAGGGUGACAGGGCUCCACCGGUUGGCGCCCCUAGUGUUCCUUGGAUAAGUGGCGGAUCAGCAUGCGGCCCCAUCCUCAAAGAGUCCAGCCGAUCCACGGCGCAGCGGAUGCAUGCGUGAGGGCGGGGACGCAGGCAAGCCGUGGCUUAGCUGGCGGAUCGGGUGUGUGGCGGUGGCGGUGGCGGAGCAAAAGCAAGGCGCCCGAAGGGCGCCCGGGUUGCGGAGGUUACUGAAGCGCAACGCCGUGGAGGGUGUGGGAGGUUGAUCGCAGGGCGCCCGAAGGGCGCCCCGCCGGGCGCGCCCCGCGCGCCUGUUGGGUUCCAAAAGGUAUGCGUGCAGCAUUCGGAAGAAGCGGCAACGCCGUGGGGGGAGCAACGCAGGAAAACGCAGGGCGCCUGAAGGGCGCCCCGCUCUCGGAGGUCUGAUAGGUCCACGAAUGGCACGGAUGGCGGAACAGAUUGAAGUUCCGGACUGGAUGCCUGCCAUUCGUUCCAACCGUUCCAUUCGUGCCAUGCCAACCGAGACUCUAAAUCUAUUUUUACAACAUGAGAGAGACUACAACAAUAUUGGCGUUCUAUCCUAGGUCGAUCCACAACCAUAUAAGUAGGUGGAUUGCACAUUUUUACAGAACAGAGUCACACUACCCUGCAGCUGAAGAUCUUUAAUGGUUUUCUUCCUAAUAGAUCUUUCAUAGUAUUAAUAGAACAAGCAAAUAUGUGCUGGACCAAAGUUGUCGCCUUCUUUCAAGAAAAUCGAUAAGAAACUACGUUCCGUGUUAGAGUUAGUUUUGUUGCUUCUUCACUCAGUGCGAAGAAAGCGGAAUUUCGACGAUGUCCGAGGGCUGCCAUGACAAGUUUACCAACACUUUUCAGCCCAAGGCAAAAGAUUUUCCGGGUAGCAACACUAUCUCUGCACGCAAUUCAAGAAGUAACUUGUUGGUUCAUCGUUAUUGUUUGACAUAGCCGGUUGAGCGAGAGGUGGAGUCUUCGUCAUCAUCUUCAUGAUUUUAUUUCAGUUAUUUUUCAUCAAUCUGACAGCAAGUUAGUAAGACGGUCUACACAAUUGCGUUCGUUUUACCAGCACAAGUAUAAAAAAGUAGUGUUAAUAGCUUUCUAGUAGAAAGUGAAUACAAGAAAAGAAGCCGCCAUCAAAAAAUGAUGAAGGCCUUCUUUUUUCGUAGCGCUGUUGAUUGCGGAUACACGAGUGACCUCGUAGAUCCGUGUUGACAUCCAUGCAUGCUAUUGGUAUCUGUAGGUUUUUUUUUUAGAUUAUUGACUGGUCUCUCUAUUUAGAUUAUUGACUGGUCUACCAGUACCGCGACUGCCGGGUCGUUUGAAAUACGCCAUCUGUAGACUUAUGCGAACUAAUAACAACAGGGUAAGAACCACCGUAGUGGGUUCUUCUCUGCAAAACAAGGCGUAUCUGUGAUUAAAAGUAGACUGAUGUACUAGCAGUGUAUAUCUGGAGUGAUUGAGAUUGUCGAACAAGUUGUUCCGAUAAAAAGUAUUCACAAAAGUUUUGUGACAAAACAAUAACAACAUGCAAACAGAAGAUUUGAUUAAAAGAUUUCUAUACAGAUUUAUAUUGCAUGUACUACUACUUACAACUAAAAAAGAAUAAAAAUAUAAUUGAUUUAUUUCUCUUCCUUGUAUUUUUUUUUGGUAGUUCCAAGAUCAUGCCAUUGCAAAUUGCAGCUUCGUCAACUUCAUCUAGUAUCAAAAGUGAAAAAAGUUUGGAAGAAACCUGCUCUGAGUGUAAGCUGUACUCACCACUAGUAUAAACUACAUGCCACUAAAGAAUCAUAUGGAAGAAAAAUGUGGUCUCGCAAAAACAUUUUUCCAAAGGAUGGCCCCCUGAUUUUCCUUCAAGACUCAAGACUUUCAUAGUUUCGUCGAUAGAUUUUUAUUGAUGUAGCUAGUGCUUUGUACUGAUACUGAUGAGAAAGAUAUUAAUAGCCCGACCGGCGAAUUCACUAUUUGCGUUCGUCUUCGUUCCUAGCGGCAUUCGUAUUAUUUUCUCUUUUGGCUCACAUUGAUUUGAUAAUUAAUAGGACACAGAAGUUUACAUCUUCUAUUCUUGAUUAAGAUCAUAGACAAGAAUCCACAAUAACAAAUUACUUUCUUUGCUUGGUAGUCCAAAAAAUGUUAAUUAAUAUCAGCGUUCAACAGUAGUUAUCAGGCGUAGAAUCCAAUCGCGUAUCAAUAUUUUUCUAAGCAAGGAUGAUCUACUAUUUCUGGCUAAUAAAUAUGAUGUAAAUUGUUAUAAGAUAUAUUCUAAGUAUAAGGUGAUGUGACAUCAUAUCUUCAUGGAUGUUUUAGUUUAUUGUCGUACAGAUGAGCAAAUGCGCAGAUGAAGAGGAGCAGCAUGUCCAGGACAUCAUCAAAGAUGCAUGAUAUUCAGCUUAAUAGAGAACAUCCGCCAUCAACGAGUAGACCAUCACCGACUAUUUAAUAUCAGGAUGAGAAUCCGACAAGAACUAAAGUAGCACCAGCAUGGACAACUAAGGGUCCUCGUCCAAAAGUGAGCAAAAUUGUUGUCUUCUCCAAAUGGGAGUACAAGUACAG